ACCAGACCUUUUUUCUUUUCUGUCUCUCUUUCUCUUGUCUCAAGUACCUUCCCUCCCCAGUGAUGUUAUAUCGGCCUGUCAAAUUCCAACAGCGUGGUGUAACCUAGUUCCCUUGACAAUCAAUCAAUCAUUCGUCUCAUCUCUUACCCUGUCUUGCUUGAUUGCUGGUUACUCGGGCAUUACCCCGUGUGAAUUGAAAUCUCCCAGUCAACAUCAUCCCUUCUCAGUACUAUUUGCCGGUAGUACUAUUGACGUGGACCUGUAACACCGCCUUGCAAGACAAAUAAAUAACCAUGUCUUCGCUGCCGUACCGUCGUCAGCCGUCCAGACAGACGUCUCGACAGGCCUCAACAGAUGACCGAGAAGCUGUGCAAGCCCAAAUGGACUACUAUAUCGGUAUCGACGUCGGCACUGGUAGUGCCCGUGCGUGUAUCAUCAACGACAAGGGCGAUAUUGUCGGAUUGGCCUCCGAGAACAUUGGAUUGUGGCAGCCUCAGCAAAGCUACUAUGAACAAUCGACUUCGGAUAUCUGGCGUUGCAUCUGUAUCUCCGUCCAGCGUGCUAUCAGCCAGCACAACAUCCACCCGGAAUUCGUCCGGGGCAUUGGCUUUGAUGCUACCUGCUCCCUAGCCGUGUUCUCGACCGAGACCGACGAACCCGUCUCAGUGACUGGGCCCAAUUUCGAUACCGAUCGCAACGUGAUUCUGUGGUUGGAUCACCGUCCUGUCAAGGAGACCGAAUUGAUCAAUGCCACUAACCACAACCUACUCCGAUACGUGGGCGGAAAGAUGUCCGUGGAGAUGGAAAUACCCAAGGUCCUGUGGUUGAAGAACAACAUGCCCAAGGACCUCUUUGACAAGUGCAAAUUCUACGAUUUGGCGGAUGCACUCACCCACAUUGCCACCGGCAACGAGAAGCGUAGCUUCUGCAGCGUUGUUUGCAAACAGGGAUUCGUCCCAGUUGGUGUUGAUGGAAGCGUCAAGGGGUGGCAAGACGACUUCCUAAAAGAGAUCGGCUUGGAGGAUCUUGUCAACGAGGAUUAUAAGCGCAUGGGCGGUGUCGACGGGGUGAAUGGCGACUACCUGAGUGCAGGUGAACUUGUCGGAACGCUGUGUGACAAGGCUGCUGCGGAACUUGGACUUCCCGCAGGUAUUGCAAUUGGUAGUGGUGUCAUCGAUGCCUACGCCGGAUGGAUUGGAACAGUUGGCGCCAAAGUUAACUUGCAGGGCGAUGAGAUCGACGCAGACGUUGCGAAGAACGACCGUACUCAAGCUUUCAGCCGCUUGGCUGCAGUUGCAGGAACAUCGACCUGCCACCUGGCCAUGUCCCCGAAUCCAGUCUUUGUGCCUGGUGUAUGGGGUCCGUACAGGGAUACUAUCAUCCCAGGGUACUGGAUGACAGAGGGUGGACAAUCUGCCACUGGUGAACUGCUCAAGCAUGUCAUUGAGACACAUCCCGCAUUCAACCAGGCUAUCUCUGUCGCCGAGUCAUAUCACACCAACAUCUACGAAUACCUAAACGAGCAUUUGAAGGAGAUGAUGGAAGAUCAACACGCGCCUAGCAUUUCCUAUCUCGGCCGCCACUUUUUCUUCUACGGAGACCUCUUUGGUAACCGUUCCCCAAUUGCGGACGCCAGCAUGACUGGCGCCGUAGUUGGACUAACUAGCGACAAGACAGUUGACAGUCUUGCCAUAUACUAUUACGCUACGAUGGAGUUCAUCGCCUUGCAAACCAAGCAGAUUGUCGAUACCUUGAACGAGGCUGGCCACAAUAUCAACUCCAUCUUCAUGUCUGGAUCUCAGUGCCAAAACGAGAUUCUCGUCAAACUCAUCGCGUCUGCUUGUAACAUCCCUGUUCUCAUCCCUCGCUAUGUUCAGGCUGCUGUCUGCCAUGGUGCUGCUAUGCUUGGUGCUAAAGCUGCCAGUGCAGAUAGUGAGGGCAAAACCGAGGAUCUAUGGUCUAUCAUGGACAAAAUGAGCAAACCUGGUCGAAAGGUAGUUCCUACGACUGACAGGACUGAGCUGGCUUUACUUGAAGCUAAAUACAAGGUCUUCCUGGAGCAGUGCUUCAAGCAAAAGGAAUACCGGAAUCUUGUUGACGAAGCUAUUGGAGCAUGGAACAAGAAGAACUAA
Molecule: messenger RNA, 2132 nt
Organism: Talaromyces stipitatus ATCC 10500
Lineage: Eukaryota; Fungi; Ascomycota; Eurotiomycetes; Eurotiales; Trichocomaceae
Product: FGGY-family carbohydrate kinase, putative
Exons: 3
Coding region: 294-2132 (612 amino acids)
Biological process (GO): carbohydrate metabolic process
Molecular function (GO): phosphotransferase activity, alcohol group as acceptor; kinase activity
Source: RefSeq, a predicted model, not a curated record